ACGCUGAUCACCUUAUAAUGUUUCUUAUACACGAAAGCAAGAAACAUAACGUGCAAUUUAUACGCUUUUCGAUGAGCAAAUUUUAUGACCAAUUAUGAUCUUUUAUUUUUACAUUGCACUUUACUGGGUUCUUGAGUAGUUUCGUAACACCAAAGCUAAUUUCGAUUUUCGCAAUUUGAACCAAAGUUCCCGUUCUGAGAAACCGUGAAGGUUGACUUGAACCACCUGUUCGCCUCGAUGAAAAACCUCUCGGAUUUUGGGCUGACUUGGUACCUUGUAUUUUUUUAUUUUUCCCGUGAUGACUUCAGAUUGAACAAUUAGAUUAAGUGAGUGACAAACUUUUCAAUUAAAACUGUAGACUCGAUAGCUUAUAACGACUGUAGCUAGGGUAAAACAGGUUUGUUUCAUAACGUAGCAGGGACUCUACAGUCCUACCGUAGUAAUCGACAGUUUGUUGAACUGACCGAGUAAACGAUCACAGCGAAUUAUUUAAUCUUUCCAGUUCCUUGUUCACUUCCACGUUGUACAAACUGAUCUCUUAACAGAAAAGAGAUACCUUCGCAAUUACUCUAGUCAAAAAUAAUGAAUCGAAUAUGUCUUUUAUAACUUCUUUGGUAAAGAUUGAAAGCAUAAACUUAGAAAGAUCGAAUGAUGGUCUGAUCCGCAAGGUUUUCUCCUUUGUGAUCAAAGAAAUUGACACUUGAUAACUGAUGCAGUCAAGUAAUUUGCGUUCAAUUAAUUGGACAACUUCUGAUAGUUAUGCAGUAGUGUCGAGUGCCCAAAUAUCACAAGGACGUAUGCUGAUGAAUGAUCGACGGUGAACCAAACAGUUCAAUGCGUCUUUUCAGUCACAAUGAGUACCUGGUGUUACAUUUAAUCCGUGGUUCCUGGCGGCCCGCUAACACCCCGUAUCUCCUCCAUACCACGCCGCGUGUAUAUUGCAUGAACGCGUGCAAUGAGAGGUAGAGAAGCAGGGAAAUAACGACGAACGACAUGCCAUGUAUCCCCAUUCCUUAAUCCAGAUACACGCAUAAGGAGUCGGUAACAAUCAGGAGAGAAAGUAUAAAUGACAUCUAGCGAGGAGCAAACCCUUUAGUCUUUCGUGGAGAGAGCACCAUGCAAUACCCACCACAGAUCCUGUUAUGCAUCGCGUUAUGGCUAAGUGUCUUCUCGAGACGUUUAGUGGCAAAAGAACCUCCCGAUUCUGAGCUGCUGAAAAAAUACGCUAAAGACGUCGAGACGGUUUUGUCGCCGACUCUCAUCGAGGAACUCCAAGGCGCUCAGUCGAACCGUUCGGCGGUCAACUUGGAACAAACGGUUCCGAGGACUCCAGAACAAGCAGAGAGCGUCAGUGACAAAAAACCGGAGAUACAUUUCGAUAAUCAAGUUUAUCCGUACCACUACGAAAGGUCCUAUCACUACCACUAUCCUCCGAGCCCACAGGAUGGGGCCUCAGGGCCAGUGGGUUACUCUGACACUUUUUACGGACCGUCAUUCAGGCCACGGAUCCACGUGAGCGACAUUCGGGAUCCAGGUUACUACAGAUCCGAGCUCUACAACCCGUUCGGAUCCCCGGCAAGCCCGAAUGCAGGUGUAAAAGCAACUUCGAGCGCGAAGGAAAGUAUUGAGGUUAAUGGGAACGGUAAAGAGACAUCUGGAGGACAGGGACCUUCGGAGGUUAUCCAUGGUCCAAAUCCUCUGCCACCAAACGGCUUCGCACAUCCCGAGAUCUUGACGCAGUCAGCACCCCCUAACCCGUUUCCUAGCAUGGAUUUUGACAGGUACAGACAUGGGGUUUUUGACAGACCGUUGGGGCCCAGUAACUACUUCAGACCAGGUGGGGAUAUCGGACCACCUCCCCAUGAUUUCAAGGAAAAAAUCUCGCAGCCACUUCAAGAAAGACCCAUGGAUCCGUACCAAAAUUUACCACCCUUGGAUUAUCAGGGGUAUGGUGAAAACCGCCCUCUGAGACCGCACCAUCUGUCUCCACCCUUCCCCGAUCCCUUUUUCCCUGCGGGUUAUCAAAGACCUUUUUACAGCAGCUAUCGUCCUUCUGAACACUUUCAUAAUCUCUUCAACGAUACCUUUACGAGAAACUUUUCGCAUAGACAGCCUUUCCGUGGAUUCUAUCCCCAUCGUAAUUACAACCACCCAUCACCUCCAGCACCUUCCCCAGCCCCUUCACCUCCACCACCUGCACAACCCCCGAUGCCUCCGCCAGCGCUACCAGAAAGCAUGCAGGAAUCGCCUCCUCCUACAACCCCUUUAAGUCAACCGACACCUGAUGUCAAUCCAGAAAACCCUGCAGCACCUGUACCUGCCGCUUCAAAUUCAAUCUACGAAGUGAAGCUUUUUUUGCCCGCGAUCGAUAACGUAGAUCAUGAAUUUCAGCCCGGCACAUCAGAAGAAUUUAAGUACACCAGCAAGAGUUGGAAGUUUUAAGUUAAAUUUCUAAUUUAUCAUUAGUCCACUGGACUUAAUUUAUAUAAAGAAGAACAAACCAACUUUGACAGUAAAUUUCUUAUUUAAUAUUACUCAAUUUCGUGUACAUACCUUUAUAAUACAUAAUUUAAUCAACCUCAAGUAAUCAGUCUCGCUACUCUACCUAUAUCUUUUCGUGUAGAAUAAAUUUAACUCAUAGCUGCUGCAGUGCCGGAAA
Neodiprion fabricii is the source of this 2659-nucleotide messenger RNA. RefSeq names its product extensin-like. NCBI's taxonomy places the organism in Eukaryota, Metazoa, Arthropoda, Insecta, Hymenoptera, Diprionidae. The record is from RefSeq and is a predicted model, not a curated record. Bases 1117 to 2442 code for a protein of 441 amino acids. The transcript is spliced from 3 exons.